Molecule: messenger RNA, 367 nt
Organism: Funneliformis mosseae
Lineage: Eukaryota; Fungi; Glomeromycota; Glomeromycetes; Glomerales; Glomeraceae
Source: the annotation of a GenBank genome assembly
AUGCCACAAGAUCCCGAUUUUAAAGUUUCCCCAUCGAUUUCCGUAAAAUUAGUUGGUCCAAAUGAUGAGGAUAAAGUACCUGCAUUACAAAUUUUUCCUCUUAAUUCGGAUAUUAAUAUUGAAUGGAGUAGUGAAGGAAUAAAUGACGAUUCAACCGUAUUUAUUCAAGUCCAUUAUAUCUUUCCAACUAUACCAAAGGAAACUUAUGUUCCAUUAUUGAAAGUACCAAAGAUAUCGAAAUUAAACGAGAAUUCGAUCAAAUUAAGCCUUGAAUCGGAAUUAUUUGAAACCGAAAAAUUUUAUUUAGUGACCGUUACUUUGGAAGGUGAUGAAGACGUUGUCGGUUCUUCUGAUCCUUUCGGUAUCU